AUGGCCUCGGCCGUUCAAUUGAUAUUCUUCGAGUUCUUUACAGGCCAUGACAGUGAAGGGAAGAUUCAUCUCCGUGCAGCAACGAAUAUAUCUCAACAAGGCUUUCGAGAUAAACUGGUCUAUUUUGAUCCGAAUGCAAGAGCAAAGAGCAUACUGUGUGGUGAUCGCCUUCUUUCCGAAGAGGAUGGCCCGGCAGUUAUGGAGGAGGUUACGCUGUUCAAUUCUUCACCGGCGCAAUCAUCUGGCUUGAUAUCAUAUCCUCUAUCACGGCGGGAACAGCACCGCAUUUACUGGAUCACCAUCUCCAGGAAAAGGGCCUUGAGAACCAGCAUGCAUGGGCUAUUGGUGACGUGUCCGAUCUCAAACUGCCACAAGCUAUAG
Monascus purpureus is the source of this 381-nucleotide messenger RNA. NCBI's taxonomy places the organism in Eukaryota, Fungi, Ascomycota, Eurotiomycetes, Eurotiales, Aspergillaceae. The record is from the annotation of a GenBank genome assembly.